Molecule: messenger RNA, 2206 nt
Organism: Pangasianodon hypophthalmus (striped catfish)
Lineage: Eukaryota; Metazoa; Chordata; Actinopteri; Siluriformes; Pangasiidae
Gene: p2rx5
Product: purinergic receptor P2X, ligand-gated ion channel, 5
Exons: 12
Coding region: 122-1516 (464 amino acids)
Biological process (GO): monoatomic cation transmembrane transport; response to ATP
Cellular component (GO): nuclear inner membrane; plasma membrane
Molecular function (GO): purinergic nucleotide receptor activity; extracellularly ATP-gated monoatomic cation channel activity
Source: RefSeq, a predicted model, not a curated record
ACACACACACACACAUGCACAAGCACAGAAGAGGUUCUUUGGCGUCGCACAUGCACAGUGUCACGGAAGGCACGCGCUUGGGGAGAGCGGCUCACGCGCAGGCUCGUCACCGGUACCGGGCAUGGCACGCGGCUGGGGUCAACUUGUCUCUUUUUUCGACUACAAGACGCAGAAGUUCUUCGUCGCGAGAAACAAGAAAAUCGGAGUUUUAUUCAGACUCUUUCAGCUCGCAGUGAUCGGAUACCUAAUCGGGUGGGUCUUCGUAUGGAAGAAAGGCUACCAAGAGAGAGAAGAGUCAAUCCAGAGCUCGGUGUUCACAAAGCUUAAAGGCGUUGCUGUCAUUAACACCACAGGGCAUGGGCUCAAUGUAUGGAGCACCGAAGAUUAUGUCGUACCUUCUCAGGGGGAUAAUGUCUUCUUUAUUGUAACAAAUUACCUUGAGACUCCAAACCAAAAGCUGGGCUUGUGUGCUGAGAGUCCAAAGGUCCCUGAUGGUGUCUGCUCGCACGAUGAUGAUUGCAUAGAGGGAAAUUCUGUUAUAGCAGGUCAUGCCCUGUGUCUUGGCUUAGGGUUGAAGACGGGACGCUGUAUCAGUGAGACUCGCACAUGUGAAAUUUAUGGCUGGUGUCCGGUUGAGCAGAGACAAACACCAAAGGUGCCGUUGCUGGGAGAAGCAGAAAACUUCAGCGUCUACAUCAGAAACUUCAUUAGGUUUCCGAAGUUUGACUUCUCCAAAUCCAAUGUUCUCCCCUCCACCAACCACACAUAUCUGAAGUCAUGCUACUAUGACAAAAUCCACCAUCCAUAUUGCCCCAUCUUCCGAGUGGGAGAUCUGGUCAACUGGACUGGUCACAGCUUCCAAGAAAUGGCUGUCAAGGGUGGAUCUGUUGGAGUGGGGAUUGAGUGGAAUUGUGAUUUAGAUAAAGAUGCCUCUAAAUGCACCCCUGAGUACAGCUUCACUCGUCUGGACAGCUCAAAAGGCUCAAACAUCACUGGAUACAACUUCAGAUUUGCUCGCUAUUAUAGAGAUGAAAAUGGAGAGAAUUAUCGCUCGCUGUUUAAAGUGUUUGGCAUUCGAUUCGAUAUCAUAGUUAAUGGGGAGGCAGGUAAAUUCAGUAUUGUCCCCACGGUGGUAAACAUUGGGUCCGGAGUUGCUUUAAUAGGUGUUGGAGUGUUCUGCUGUGACAUGCUCCUCAUCUAUUUGAUGAGGGGGAGAUCGUUCUAUAGAGAGAGGAAGUUUGAAACUGUAGUAAGAAAGUCUGACAGACAGUCCAGAGAGGCGAAGCAUGCAAAACACCAUCGGCACGGCCACGACAGACACAAGAAAGAAGACAAACUGGACGUGGAGAACCAGCUGCUGUCAUCUUCCCCGACUCGCAGUCCGAGAAGACACAAACAUCGCAGUCAUGAACAGAAGCACGUUAAAGAGGCAACAUCCAGAUCCCACCGCAGUCCUGAAAGAAAGGCCAUGACUAAGGCUUCCUCAUCCCGGACGCCAUCCAGUCCAAAUAAAUAAAGUGUUGGAUGUCCAGUAAAAAUGGAAAUUGUUUUGGGAGUGAACUACUGAAUACUGUGAAGGAAAGAUGAAGGAGAGGACAGACAAUAUUUAUUUUAGCAGGCAAAUGAGGUACUAUUCCUAUACUAUGGUGUGCCAGAGUUGAACAAUUCUGUGAAUGUUAACUGUAGCUGAAGAGUCAAACUUAAACCUGUUAAUUGCUUUAUACAUGACUUACUUAUUUGUAAGGAAUAAAUACUCAAAUAUAAAGGUGCUUGAAAUGUUCUAGAUGAAGGAGUGAUGCAAGAUCCUCUGCAAGUCUCUCCAGCCUUGUUAGACAUUACAAGAAGAGGACUCUACAGGGGAAAGUGACAUUUUCACAUUUGAAAAAAUAGUGUUAAAAUAAAAUUAUACAGCAUUUAAGGUCAAAAUAUUAAGUAAAUGAACGAGAUUUGUUUUGGCAUGUUUUCAUGAAGGGUGCCAAAAAUUCUAGAGUCGGCUGAUGUACAGUAUGAACAGUAUUUUAAAAAUGCUAGAAAUGUGCAAAUUAUGUGUGAAUUAAUUCCGUUUGUAAAAUGGAGGUCACUUGAGUUGCUACAUUGCUAGAUAUGUUUUUUUACACACAUUGCCGUUUAUUAUAAAUGUAAAAGUACUACAUGGAUGGUUAUUAAUGCAGAGGGGGUUAAAAAGAUUAAAAAAAAAAAAAACAGU